UGAUGCUCCUCUAUCACUUAGAUGUCGCCACAUUCGACUUCCCAUAAAAUACAUACGACGUUUUCACUUCCUUUUCCUUCCAUACAUCCAAAAUGGUGAAUGUACCUAAGCAAAGGCGCACAUUUUGUAAAAAGUGUAAAGUACACAAGCCUCAUAAAGUAACACAGUACAAAAAAAGUAAAGAACGACACGCGUCGCAGGGAAGAAGACGUUAUGAUCGUAAACAGCAAGGAUUUGGUGGACAGACAAAACCUAUUUUCAGAAAAAAGGCUAAGACCACAAAGAAAAUUGUUUUAAGAAUGGAAUGCACAGAGUGCAAGUAUAGAAAACAAAUUCCCCUUAAGCGUUGCAAACACUUUGAACUUGGUGGCGACAAGAAGAGAAAGGGUCAGAUGAUUCAGUUCUAAGAAGUUAACUUAAUUUCUAACUUUAAGGAACUGUAUUUAAUAAAACAAUAAAUCAUUUAAUUUGU
Molecule: messenger RNA, 472 nt
Organism: Ceratosolen solmsi marchali
Lineage: Eukaryota; Metazoa; Arthropoda; Insecta; Hymenoptera; Agaonidae
Gene: RpL36A
Product: ribosomal protein L36A
Exons: 4
Coding region: 93-407 (104 amino acids)
Biological process (GO): translation
Cellular component (GO): ribosome
Molecular function (GO): structural constituent of ribosome
Source: RefSeq, a predicted model, not a curated record